AGCAUAUACACAUCUUGCAGCUGCGAGACCUGCUGAGAUUCGCGAUCAAGCACACACAGUCCUCUGAUUCAGUCAAAGGCUCCCAUCGCACUGCUGCUGCACCAUGGCUCAUCCCAAUUCUGCUGCCAAGGGCGUUGAUGCCCCUGCCACUCAAGGUUUGCCUCCCGUUGACCAGAUGACGAGCAAGGACUACUACGCAGACAGUUACGCUCAUUUCGGUAUCCACGAGGAAAUGCUCAAAGACACCGUCCGGACACUGUCUUACCGCAAUGCUAUCAUGCAGAACCCUCACUUGUUCAAGGGCAAGACAGUGCUCGAUGUCGGAUGUGGAACUGGUAUUUUGUCCAUGUUUGCCUCAAAAGCCGGGGCUAAGCUGGUCAUUGGAAUUGACAUGUCAAACAUUCUGGACCAAGCUGAGAAGAUCGUCAGAGCAAACGGUUUCACAGAGGAGCAGAUCGUCCUUGUCAAAGGCAAACUCGAGGACGUGACAUUACCCGUCGACAAAGUCGACAUAAUCAUCUCCGAGUGGAUGGGAUACUUCUUGCUGUACGAAUCCAUGCUCGACACUGUCCUCCUCGCGAGGGACAAAUACCUAGCUUCAGAUGGUUUGUUGUUCCCCGACAAAGCUUCCAUCUUCCUCGCUGCGAUCGAGGAUGAAGCGUACAAAGAGGAGAAGAUCAAUUUCUGGGACGAUGUUUACGGCUUCGACUACUCUUGCAUCAAGGACAUUGCCCUGAAGGAACCCCUUGUCGACUGUGUUGAGCUCAACUCGGUCGCUACUCAACCCUGUGCCAUCAAACAUAUCGAUAUCCGGACCGCGAAGAAGGAGGAUCUGACCUUCAAGGUGCCUUUCGAGCUCAAAGCUUCCCGCAACGACUACGUACAUGCUUUCCUCGCCUGGUUUGACAUUGCUUUCUCAGCUUGCCACAAGCCGAUACAAUUUAGCACUGGACCUCACGCCAAGUACACACAUUGGAAGCAGACAGUUUUCUACACCCCCACUACCUUGACCGUUUCCGAGAACGACCUGAUCCGAGGCACAUUAUCAUGUGCUCCCAAUGCCAGGAAUAACCGAGAUUUGGACAUUGAGAUAGAGUAUGAAGUGGACGGCGAUCAGGAGUCAAAGGGCAAGAUGGUUUACAAGAUGGCUUGAUCUUGGGUAUCCACAGGUACUGAGCAUUUUAUCAUUCUUCUUGACACGACGAUUCUCUGUGACGCAUUUGUAUACCUUUCAUCAUAGAUAUACCCUCAUGCACAUACCAUG
Messenger RNA from Kockovaella imperatae, 1264 nucleotides. Its product is annotated as S-adenosyl-L-methionine-dependent methyltransferase. Gene Ontology annotation, molecular function: protein-arginine N-methyltransferase activity. Bases 104 to 1153 code for a protein of 349 amino acids. Gene Ontology annotation, cellular component: nucleus. NCBI's taxonomy places the organism in Eukaryota, Fungi, Basidiomycota, Tremellomycetes, Tremellales, Cuniculitremaceae. Gene Ontology annotation, biological process: peptidyl-arginine methylation. The transcript is spliced from 13 exons. The record is from RefSeq and is a predicted model, not a curated record.